This is a messenger RNA of Trichomonas vaginalis G3, 357 nucleotides long. RefSeq lists its product as uncharacterized. Lineage: Eukaryota; Parabasalia; Trichomonadida; Trichomonadidae. Bases 1 to 357 code for a protein of 118 amino acids. The transcript has a single exon. The record is from RefSeq and is a predicted model, not a curated record.
AUGCUCCUUAAUUCAAAUGGUAUCAUAAAUUCACUUUUACUUGGAUGGGAAGCCCAUUUAAAUAGCGAUAGAUUACAUCAAAUUGAAAAAGACUUUGCAUGUUGCGGAUUUCAUUUUCGAUAUCAGUUCUUUGGCGAUAAAUGCAAUAUUUCAGAAUGGCCAUGCUUACUUCCAAUGGCUAAUAAACUCAUGCCAUCAGUUGUUAAAUCCGGAUACUAUUUUCUUGCCCAGGCAAUAUUUCAUCUUUGCGCUACAAUCUGCUACUUCUUGCUCGCAAGAAAAGAAACAAUAAUUACUGAAGAAGCAGAAAGCUUUUUGAAACCAAAUACCAACCAAAAUAUCGAUAGAUUCAAUUAA